UUCCUUGCUGUUAUUGUAGAAUAAAAACGACAGUAACAUAGAUAAUAGAUACACAAAGGGUAAUUAAAGUUGUGGCAAGUUGUAACAAUGUAGCAAGUGGCUAUUAUCAGCUUAUGUAGCAAAUACCUUGUUUGAUAUUCGAUUUCACAAAACUAUUUAGUAUCACCUUGACCUAUGUGUUCAUACUACGUAAAAGUUAAUCUUUUAUUAUGUUAUGCUUUUAAGAAAAGCAAGUCUGCAAAUUUCAAGUUUUGUCAGUAAAAAUUGUACAAUAAUGUCAGUAGAAACUGCGAAAAAAAUUGCUGCCUACAAAGCUGUGGAUACUUAUGUUAAAAAUAGACAUGUAAUUGGAAUAGGUAGUGGUUCGACUGUUGUUUAUGCUGUUGAGAGAUUAGCUGAAAGGGUGCAGAAUGAAAAUUUGAACAUUAUUUGUAUCCCUACUUCGUUCCAAGCUAAACAAUUAAUUGUAGCAAACAAAUCUCGUUUUCAGGUAGAAAAUGAAAUGCAUUUGAGUGAUUUAGAAAACCAUCCUGAAAUCGAUGUUUGCAUUGAUGGAGCAGAUGAAGUGGACUGUCAUCUUAAUUUAAUUAAAGGAGGCGGAGGUUGUCUCUUACAAGAGAAAAUAAUCGCUAGUUGCUCCAAGCAAUUUAUCGUCAUAGCAGACUACAGAAAAAAUUCAAGUUAUUUAGGUGAACAGUAUAAGAAUGGGAUACCGAUUGAAGUUAUACCUAUGGCUUUUGUUCCUAUUAAAAAUAGGAUUGAAAAAAGAUUUGGAGGAAAACUAGAACUUCGAAUGGCUAUUGCUAAAGCUGGCCCAGUGGUUACCGAUAAUGGAAACUUCAUACUUGAUUGGAUAAAUUUUAAGCAUAAUCUUAAAUGGGAGGAUAUAAAUAGAGAAAUUAAAAUGAUACCAGGAGUGGUUGAGACUGGGCUCUUUAUUAAAAUGGCAACAAAAGCUUAUUUUGGUAUGCAAGACGGAAGCGUGAAAGAGCAGGAUCCUACACUUAAUAAUUCAAAUUAAAAAACAACACACAUUUUAUUUUGUCAGACUGAUAUUUAGCUUAAGAUUUUUAAGUUCCUUUUUGUGUUUAUCUAAGUGUAGGUAUAUGUAUAACCAAAUGCUAAUGUACAAAAUAUGUACUUAAAGACUUUUUAAAUUAAUGUAAUUUUCUACGUUUCUUUUUUAAUGUCAAUUUUAAAUCAUAAGGGGUUUCAAUAUUCAUUUUUAACUUAUACAAAUUGUUUGAUCAAUUUGAAAUUGGUAUGUUAUGGUUUGUUCAAUUUUAACUAUGAUAAGUUUGUUUUUACUCAAAUAAGACGUUUUAGUUUGUUAAAUUAAGCAUAUUUGUUAGCGAAUAACAUCUGAAUUGUAACGAAUUAAACUACAUGGAUAAAUAAAUACAUUUGAAAUACAA
This is a messenger RNA of Agrilus planipennis (emerald ash borer), 1415 nucleotides long. RefSeq names its product ribose-5-phosphate isomerase. Lineage: Eukaryota; Metazoa; Arthropoda; Insecta; Coleoptera; Buprestidae. Gene Ontology annotation, cellular component: intracellular membrane-bounded organelle. The record is from RefSeq and is a predicted model, not a curated record. Gene Ontology annotation, molecular function: ribose-5-phosphate isomerase activity. Gene Ontology annotation, biological process: D-ribose metabolic process; pentose-phosphate shunt, non-oxidative branch. The transcript has 2 exons. Bases 215 to 1021 code for a protein of 268 amino acids.